CAAAACCCUUCUAACCUGCUAUUCUUUUGUAUUUUUAGUAUACAAAAACUGCUUGUGUUAAUGUAAAGUAUUAUUUGUUGCAAACGUACAUUUGUUUGUCUCGUGGAUGCUGAUAGAUUUGGUACCUGGAAUUUAACUCUGAGCGAGUGGUCUGUAGCUUUUGCUCCUUGUGAGGGAACAACCUUAGAUUCCCAUCAUCUCCCCUCGAUUUGACAUCUCUGAUGGCCGAACCGUGCAGUUGAUUGUAUCGGUGAACUCGGCGGCUGAUGUUGGACGCCAUUAGAAAGCAUUAACACACACCAUGAGGCCCACCGUGGAUGCUAGCGUCGGUCAGCAGCUCACAGGGUCACCGUUACUCUUAAUGUUUGACUCACAAACUCCGACUUCAACCUCUGAUGCUCUGUUUUGAAGUCCUCGGUGUCCUGCUAGGUUGCUGAGAGAAGGAGAAAUCCACUCAGGUGACCAUGGCUCCACACCAGGUCGUCCAGGCCAUCAUCGAUCUCUCUGCAGGAGCAGUUGGAGGGGCUGCCUGUGUCUUUAGCGGUCAGCCUCUGGACACAGCGAAGGUAAAGAUGCAGACCUUUCCCACUCUGUACCGGGGUUUCGUCCACUGCGUCGUCUCCACCUACAAACAAGAUGGCGUGCGUGGGCUGUACCAGGGCACCAUCCCAGCGCUGGUGGCCAACAUCGCAGAGAACUCUGUGCUGUUCAUGAGCUACGGCUUCUGCCAGCAGGUCAUCCGCUUUGCAGCUGGACUGCACCACGACGCUGUGCUGAGCAACUUGCAGAAAGCCUGUGCUGGUUCUGUGGCUUCUAUCUUCUCCUCACUCGCCCUCUGCCCCACUGAGCUGGUCAAGUGUCGGCUACAAGCCAUGUAUGAGAUGGAAAUGUCUGGAAGGAUUGCCAAAAGCAACAACUCGGUGUGGUCGGUGGUGAAGUCCAUUAUGAGGAACGAGGGUCCGCAGGGCUUCUUCCAGGGACUGACCACCACUAUAGCCAGAGAGGUUCCCGGGUACUUCUGCUUCUUUGGCGCCUACGAACUCUGCAGGACUGGAUUCGCAGACUACAUGGAAUGUGAAAAAGAUGAUAUAGGCGUGGCUCCGAUCGUACUCAGCGGCGGCAUCGCAGGCGCGUGCCUUUGGUUGGUGGUCUACCCCAUGGACUGCGUCAAAUCUCGGAUUCAGGUCAUGUCCAUGACGGGGAAGCAGGCGGGGUUUUUCAAAACCUUCAUGACCAUCGCUCGCUCUGAAGGAGUGAGGGCGCUGUACUCCGGCCUCACCCCCACCAUCGUGCGCUGCUUCCCCUCUAACGGAGCGCUGUUCCUGGGUUACGAGGUCAGCAGGAAGCUGAUGAUGAAGCAGUUCGACAACUGAGCUGCUCCGUCAAACUGCCACACUCCCACACUUGCACUGCCCACAAACCAGCUGUGAGACAGUGUUUACAAGUAUCCUUAUCUGGAUGGUCAGUGUUUUAAAAUGUUAUAACUGGGUUUCUGGAGUGCUGUACUGAACAUGUGACUGAGGAAAAGGCGUGCAGUGAAGUUCUGAAGCUAUGAACACUCAAGCUGGUAGUAUCUCUCCUACCUCAACAACAUGGUGUCCGCACAACUUUCUGCCAGAAGACACAUGAGUGUGAGGAAGGCUCCGUUAGACGGUGCGGUUUACUUUAUUGAAUUAACUCCUGUUUUCAAGCUUAACAUUAAGAUCACAUAUGAAAAAGGUGAUCAUAAUGUUAAGAUCAUUAAAAAAGUGUCAUAUUAAUUGAUGUAACAUGUAGUACAAUGACUGUGUUUUUAUUUAAACAGACUUUCCCAGUCUGCAGAAAGCUGGAAUUUGAUUUCAUUUAUUUCCCAUGUCUCCAUAUGAAAAAGACUAUGAUCACAGAUUAAUAUUUCUGUUUUUUAUAGUUUUUAACCCAUAAGCCUUGAAAUGCUUUCCUUUCCUCAUCCUUGCCUCCUUCCUUUGGUGUUUACUUUCUCCCUUUUCUUUCUGACUUUUCUUUAAGUUUCCUGUUCUUUUUGUCUUUCCUUCUUUCUGAUAUCCCAUCCUUGUCACAAAUCCCUUCUUUCUUUUUCCUUUCUUUCAUUACUUUUUCUCAUUUCCUCCCUUCCAUUCUAUUGUUCUCUGCCAAAUGUAGAUGUCUGCCAUGAAUCCAAAGUGAACAUUAAUACUUUAUGUUCUGAUUUUAGCACUAAGCACAGGUUGACUGUUCAAAGAGUGGAUUAUUUUUUUCCCAUGAGAAAUAUGCAGGAACCUUGUUUAAAGAACCUCUUCCUGGUAUUAAGGAACCUUAAUGUUUUCAUGCCAAUAAACCUCCUCAAGCCUUUUUUCUGUACAUUUUAAAAACAGGAGAAAUCUUGCUUUCAUCUGUUUUCAUCUGUACUUUUUAGGUGCUUUUAAACCUCCUGAGAUUCUAUUAAAAACACCCAGAAAACGAUUCAUUUCCAAUACUUUUUUUUCCACGCUGGUUUUGUUCUUUUAUUUCGCUCCUGCUGUUCACUUCUCCCCUGUGUUGUUUUUUGUUAUGUAGAAGAAAAUCAUUAACAUAUCAGCUGCCUUGUUACUUGCUCUUUGAGCCUGAUUCCAUGUUCUGUGUUUUUAUUUGUUGAAUACAUUUUAUGGUUUUGCAUUAAAAUGCAUUAAAUACAUGAAUUUAAAAAAAAAAGAUCUUGGGGGUUUUC
Gambusia affinis (western mosquitofish) is the source of this 2680-nucleotide messenger RNA. RefSeq names its product solute carrier family 25 member 15b (gene slc25a15b). The record is from RefSeq and is a predicted model, not a curated record. Gene Ontology annotation, biological process: mitochondrial L-ornithine transmembrane transport. Gene Ontology annotation, molecular function: L-ornithine transmembrane transporter activity. Lineage: Eukaryota; Metazoa; Chordata; Actinopteri; Cyprinodontiformes; Poeciliidae. Bases 465 to 1373 code for a protein of 302 amino acids. The transcript has 7 exons.